Messenger RNA from Acanthoscelides obtectus, 5305 nucleotides. The record is from the annotation of a GenBank genome assembly. Lineage: Eukaryota; Metazoa; Arthropoda; Insecta; Coleoptera; Chrysomelidae.
GUCGUCGCGAAUGGAUCCGCUAAACCGGAUGACAUCACGCUGACCCACUCUCCGCGUCUGCCAUCCGAUUCGAAACUCGGUUAGUAUGCCUGCCGUUGAAGAUCCGUACUCGCCGACGUCCGCCAGCGCCGCUGUUCUUCCAUCUUCACUUCUUCAGUUCGUUUUCUUCGCCUGAAAGGAGAAACGGUGAGCGUCGCGUACGUCAAGAGAGAGAGCGAGCGCCUUCGGUCGCGGUUUACGCGCUAAUUUUUAUUUUCCGACGAACGGGAAAACUUGAGCUUUGAGGAUAUUUUGUGCACACGGAGUUGGACGUGAAGAAGAUAUUUCGAAGCUUUGUUGCGUUAUAUGAUAAGAUGAUCGUGAGAUGGCAGCUAAUCUUCGGAUUGAUACUAGCAUUAUCAUGUCAAUCGUGGACUAGAAAAGUUACAGAUUCCAGUUUGGAAUUUCCUUCAAAAUGCCCGAUGCUAACAGAAUGUCCGAUGAGAGCAGAACCCUGUGACGAUGAUGACGACUGUUCUGCCGAUGCCAUUUGCUGUACUAGUCCUUGUGGAAAAAUAUGCACCAAACAGCUAUUUACAGGUUGUCAAACCUUACGUAUGGCAGCAGCCAGAAGAGCCAAGGCCUUCCUAGACGACGAGAAGACGAAGAAGGUUAGAAUGCCUCGUUGCAGUAAAACUGGCAGCUUCGAGCCUGUGCAAUGCGACAACGAGAUAGCUUCGACCUGCUGGUGUGUUGACGAAGCAGGCUUCGAGAAACCUGGAACUAGAGCACCGGCAGCGGCGCUUGUCAACUGUACAGCUCCCAAACCAUGUGCAGACCAUACAUGUAGAAUGUUCUGUCCGUACGGAUUUUCAGUUGACAAAGAAGGUUGUCCACUUUGUAAAUGCAGAGACCCCUGUGAUGACGUACACUGUCCAGGGACGUUGCAGUGCCAUUUGGAAGAAUUGGCUUGCGCUGAUCCGCCUUGCCCCCCUGUUCCUACAUGCAAAAAGGGGCGAAGCCUAGACAAUGUUUGCCCAAUAGGAGAGCCACUUAGAAUAAGCGAUACCGUAAGACCCUUUUUAUGUGGGAAUGAGCACAGUAAGCCUCAGUGUCCGCCACUUUACCAAUGCUUAGUUCAGAAAGGGAACGAUUAUGGAGUUUGUUGUCCAGCAUCCUUGAAAAUCCAAAAGACAGGGACUUGUCCAGCAAAACUGGAUCCAGCUGCACCUUGUGGUACUAUGUGCUCUCAUGACCUAGAAUGUCCUUCUAUUCAGAAGUGCUGUCAUACUGAAGACUGUGGAAUGAGCUGUAUUCAUCCAGAGAACAUAACAGAGUGUUUCCAUCAAAAAGCUUUAUCUGAAGUCCUAGCAGUAAGUGAAAGAGCUGGAAGGGGAUACGUCCCGCAAUGUACUGGAGAUGGUCAAUUUGAACCUAAACAAUGUAGCAGAAACGGUCUGGUUUGUUGGUGCGUGGACAGGUUGGGAAGGAAACUUAAAGGCUCAAUGGGAGCCGCGGAGAACGUCAAUUGUUCCAUGGUUGAAUCUCGGUUUGUAACCGUUGCGAGAUCCAUAGACAAAAAUACGAUAAACUGUGAAGAAAUGGAAUGUGCCCAAGUCUGUGAAUAUGGCUUCAAGCUUGACGAAAACGGAUGCCACACAUGCAAGUGUGACGACCCUUGUGAUGGAUACAAAUGUCCUGAAGACGAAGAAUGUGUGAACGUCAAGGAGGCCAGCUGCACUGACUUUUUGUGUCCUUCACUUCCGGUCUGUCGUCCUAAAGCGGUAUAUGCUAACCCAUGCACUAGCGGUACGCCUCUGACCGACGAUUUACGCGGUGCUCCAGUGGCGUGCGCUCAUACGUCUGCCCAGGGUGUCGUCUGUCCGGCAAAUUACGAAUGUACUGCUGUGGCUGGAUCAACACAGGCGGUUUGCUGUCCAACGGAACCCGGCCAAACAGGAGAUCAGGAAGUAGAGGAGAGUGAGGAUUAUCCAGCUGAAGCAGAACAGAACAGGCAGCAGACUAUGUGCGAAUACCUUCACGAUUUCUCCGAAAGCAUGGAAGGGACGAGAGACGGAAUGAAACUUGCUUUGCCUACUCCUAACUGUGACGAAAGCGGCAACUACCUAGCUCAGCAGUGCAAUCAAGGUUACUGCUGGUGCGUUGACAACUUUGGAACGGAAAUUCCAAACACCAGAGCAGAAGGGUCAGCCAAAACAAACUGCACAGAACUGAGAGAAUCCAUGGACUGUUUAGACCUGACAUGCCGCAUGGGUUGUGAAUAUGGAUUUGUACUAAAUCAAGAUACUGGAUGCCCCAGCUGUCAAUGCAGAGAUCCAUGCAGCAGUGUCACCUGUAAGGAGAACGAGCAAUGUCAGUUGGUUGAAGUGAGCUGUCGAGAUCAUUACUGUCCACCUGUACCUGCGUGUUUGCCAAAGAAGGUGGGUCAAUGCCCAUAUUUAAUUCCUGCUUCAAGUACCACGUGCACUUUCCAAUGUAGUUCAGAUCUCGCUUGCAACGGAACCAUGAGAUGCUGCAGCAACGGAUGUGGGACUCAGUGUACAGAACCACUACUUCUAACAGGUUGCCAGCAUUCCAGGCUGCUUGCUGAGCAUCACGCCAGAGAAGCAGGUAUACCAGUGUCCAAGGCUUACAUACCUCAAUGCACUGAAGAUGGAUCCUGGAACUCGAAACAGUGUGACAGCAUGGAGUGCUGGUGUGUGGACGAAAAAGGCGUAGAGAUAUCAAAGAGCAGAACAAAAGACAGAGGAGUUGAUUGUGAAAGUUUGGCAGAAGAAAAAGUUACUGAAUGUGAGCAGCUUCAGUGUGAGGAAGAGUGUGAACAUGGGGUGGAACUAGAUGAAAAUGGAUGUCGAACAUGCAACUGUGUGGAUCCCUGUUCUAAAAUCACAUGCCGCGGUGAGGGUGAAGCUUGUAGAACGGUCGCUAUAGAAUGCAUUUCUGGUGACUGUCCUUCUGUGCCUGUAUGUCUUCCGCAAAAGGACAAUCCAUGUCAGAAUGGAAAUCCGUUGCUUGGACCAUCAGGAGAAGAGGUGAUCUGUGGACCAGGUCAAGAAAGUUGCCCAUCCAGUCAUAAAUGUCAAUUGAGUCCAGUAGGAGAGUAUGCAGUUUGCUGCCCAAAACCCAGAGACGUUUGCUUCGAACCCCUUGAUAAAGGAGAACCAUGUGAGGACGAUGAAGUAGAAAGCAGGAACCUCACACGGUACCAUUUCAACCCAAGUACUAACAAAUGCGAAACUUUCAUUUACACUGGGUGUGGAGGAAACCAUAACAACUUCCAUACAGAGGGACUGUGUAAUGGAGUAUGUCCCGUGUUAAGCCAAUGUGAGCGGCUUCGAGAAAAAAACCAACGCACUUCUCAACGACUAAAGAAACCAGCCUUCCUCCCGCGAUGUGACAUUGAGACUGGUAACUGGUUACCGAUACAGUGUUUGGAGCAUGUAGGUGUCUGUUGGUGCGUAAACCCGAAGGGUGAGCCUCUCAAAGGCACGCUGAUUCGAGGCAAAGAGCCGGAGUGUAGUUUCAGGAAGGCUAGGGGUAGAAGCAGAGAUGGACUGGGUCUUCACGAGGUUUCGGGCUCUGGAGAGGUUCAAGAUCUAGUUUUGGAAGAGCUCAUGCAACAACUGAGCACAUAUAGUGAAGAAGAGGUCGAUAAAAAUGUGGACUCUGAUCAAGUAGCCAACUUCGAAGUACCGUCGAAGAGUAGAUGUGAGGCACUUGGAGGUCAGUGUGACUCUGACGGAAAGUUCUUGCCGUUGCAGUGCGAAAAGGAUAUUUGUUGGUGUGUCAACGAAGCUGGAAACCAGAUUCCAAAUACAAAUACGUUUGUUAUAGGAGAAAAGACAUGCGUAUUUACACCGAUUGAAGCAGCGGAAGUGACGUUAGGCUUCAAGGGACAGUUCGAUGACGUCAUGGCAGAAAAGAUUGUCAGCCAGAUGACGAAAAUUAUCAACAACCUACAGGGUAACAUCAACAGUGAGGGAUUGGAAAUAGAUGUGAAUCCUGAGGAAUUAUAUGUUAAGUUCUCGCUUAUUGGCAGCAAUAAGGUUGAUGUUGGAUAUAAAAUCGAACAAAUGAUUAUGAAUCGUCUGCUACCUCCAGGUUUCUCCCCAGACAUCAGCAGAUCCCGGGUGACAUUCAGACAAAACAAAGAGGACAAAGAUCGCCUGCAGGAUAAUGUGUUAGCCUUGGAGCAUAGAGAAAUAGUAUCACAGUCGCCGGUGUCUGUGGUAGCACCAUACCAUACCGCCUUAAUAGUCAUUGCUGCUGCUUCGGCAUUUGUCAUUUGUGUUUUGACACUUCUAAUGGUGCUUUACAGGAGAAAGAUGAACAGUCUAGCUGCUCAGAAGGCCAUAGAGGAGGAUCGAUAUUUAGCUGCAAACAGCCACAGACCUAUUUACAUCGAACUGCCAAGUGAAAAAUCAAACAGUGACAACAGCGAUGAUAAAAAAUCAAAAUGUACAUGAACGACAGAGAUUUUUAAAUCUGUUUAUCUGGAAAAAUUGAACUAAUAUUGCCCCAGCGGAAAAUAAACACUACCGACUACGUGAUGAAACGGCACUAUCAGCAGCGUUCGUGUACGCUUGAAUUAGCUAACAGACUGGAAAAAAUUGUACCACUGAACUAUGAAAUCACACUACCGUAGUUAAUGCUUAGUCCUCAAAUUGUUAUUGUUUAAAAAUUUUGAUUGUCAUUUGAUGUUAUAUAAUCUUUGGCUCGAGGUGCUCGAUGAAGUGAAAUAAAAUGGUGGAGUCAACUAGAAAAAUUUGCAUAAUAAAUUGCUUAGUUGUGUAUCAGUAGUGGUGUCAAUGCAAACAUCUAAUUGGCUGGGUUCAUUUUCAAAAUUUUUAAGUACGUGCAAUAGAAGAACUUACUUACGUAUGGCCACUUGACUUUAUUCGAAUGCUCAAAAUUGUUUGUAUCAAUAAACAUUAGACGUUAUCAUUGACUCUUAACAUGGCUGUGCCUUCUACGUUGAUUGAUGAUACUUUCCCUGGGGCAAUUUUGUUUGUAUACUAAUAAUGGUAUGCGUGAUAUAUAGAUUAUAUAUUUAUUAUAAAGAAUCAACCCCUCCCCUCUUCAAAAUCUAUGUAUAUAGCAAUGCCGGAAAAAUAUUCAUUCAGUUGAUUUUCAAACUAUUCAUGUUCACCCUAUGUACUUUGUUAUAUUAAAUGAGGUUACUUACGUAUACUGCUUGGAGAAUUAUAGUAUUUUAUGUACAGUUUGUUUAAUGGAGACCAGUAUAGAUAUUUAAGUAUGUUAUUUAUUAGAAGUAUUUGUAAAUAAAACAAAUAUGGGAGUAAAA